This is a messenger RNA of Cercocebus atys (sooty mangabey), 2543 nucleotides long. RefSeq names its product leucine rich repeat containing 31 (gene LRRC31). Bases 151 to 1887 code for a protein of 578 amino acids. The record is from RefSeq and is a predicted model, not a curated record. The transcript is spliced from 11 exons. NCBI's taxonomy places the organism in Eukaryota, Metazoa, Chordata, Mammalia, Primates, Cercopithecidae. Gene Ontology annotation, molecular function: protein binding.
GUGAAACCAUUACUGAGCUAGCUCCCCAGAGAAUAGUCUUGUCUAAAUCUCUAAAUGGUGAAAUUGUCUGAAAAUGACCAUGGAGAAAUCCUAGAAAACAGAAAAUAACAGGAGGAUGUCUUAUUGGGAAAUACCCCAGUCAACUUCACCAUGAGUCAAACAAGGAAGAAAACUUCCUCAGAAGGAGAAACUAAGCCCCAGACUUCAUCUGUCAACAAAUUUCUCAGGGGCUCCAAAGCUGAAAGCAGAAAAGAGAACAAUGACCUUAAAACAACUGAUUCCCAACCCAGCAACUGGAUACAGAAGACAGCCCCCUCAGAGACUGCUAAGCCUCUCAGUUCAGAAAUGGAAUUGAGAUCCAGUAUGGAGAAAUACGAGCAGUUCCUGCAGAAGCUGGGCAAAAAGGCUGUCAACAAGUGUCUAGAUUUGAAUAACUGUGGAUUAACAACAGCAGACAUGAAAGACAUGGUUGCCUUGCUGCCUUUUCUCCCAGACUUGGAAGAACUGGAUAUCUCCUGGAAUGAUUUCGUAGGUGGAACCCUCCAUUCUAUCACUCAGCAAAUGCAUCUGGUCAGCAAGUUAAAAAUCUUGAGGCUGGGUAGCUGCAGACUCACCACUGACGACGUUCAAGCACUGGGAGAAGCACUUGAGAUGAUUCCUGAACUUGAAGAGCUAAAUUUGUCUUGGAACAGUAAAGUGGGAGGAAAUUUGCCUCUGAUCCUUCAGAAGUUCCAAAAAGGGAGCAAGAUACAAAUGCUUAAGCUUGUGGAUUGCACCCUCACGUCGGAAGAUGGGACAUUUCUGGGUCAACUGCUACCUAUGCUGCAAAGUCUUGAAGUACUUGAUCUUUCCAUUAACAGAGACAUUGGUGGCAGUCUGAACAGUAUUGCUCAGGGAUUAAAAAGCACGUCAAAUCUGAAAGUACUGAAGUUACAUUCAUGUGGAUUAUCACAAAAGAGUGUCAAAAUAUUGGAUGCCGCUUUUAGGUAUUUGGCUGAGCUGAGGAAAUUAGAUCUUUCCUGCAAUAAGGAUCUAGGUGGAGGUUUUGAAGACUCGUCGGCUCAGUUGGUCAUGCUAAAGCAUCUGCAAGUCCUAGAUCUUCACCAGUGUUCACUAACAGCAGAUGACGUGAUGUCACUGACCUUUGCUCUUCUAGCCUGGAAAGGAGCUUGGAAGCAAGAAAGCCCAAGCAGCAUGCUGGGAAGAUGGCUGGUUUGCGCCCAGGUCAUUCCUUUACUCUCAAAUCUUCAAGAACUGGAUUUAUCAGCCAACAAAAAGAUGGGCAAUUCUUCUGAAAACUUACUCAGCAGGCUCCGAUUUUUACCAGCAUUGAAGUCGUUAGUUAUUAACAACUGUGCUUUGGAGAGUGAGACUUUUACAGCUCUCGCUGAAACCUCUGUUCACCUCUCUGCUCUGGAAGUAUUCAACCUUUCUUGGAACAAGUGUGUUGGUGGCAACUUGAAGCUACUUCUGGAAACACUAAAGCUUUCCAUGUCUCUUCGAGUGCUGAGGCUGAGCAGCUGUUCCCUGGUGACAGAGGACGUGGUUCUCCUGGCAUCGGUCAUACAGAUGGGUCAUCUGGCCAAACUGCGAAAGCUGGACCUGAGCUACAAUGACAGCAUCUGUGAUGCAGGGUGGACCAUGUUCUGCCAAAACGUGCGGUUCCUCAAAGAGUUAAUCGAGCUGGAUAUUAGCCUUCGACCAUCAAAUUUUCGAGAUUGUGGACAAUGGUUUAGACACUUGUUAUGUGCUGUGAUCAAACUUCCUCAGAUCACAGAGAUAGGAAUGAAAAGAUGGAUACUCCCAGCUUCACAGGAGGAAGAACUAGAAUGCUUUGACCAAGAUAAAAAAAGGAGCAUUCACUUUGACCAUGGUGGGUUUCAGUAAGCUGACUUCCCACAUCCUAAUAAGCUACAAACCAUUCUCCAAAGGAAAAGAACAUGAACGAAUUCCAGUGUCAUGAACUGAAUAUCAACUUCUGGGCCAUUUAAUGGGACUUAUAUUACAAGAGCUUUGUAAAUAUAUGUAUAUAAUAUCUAAUAUAAGCAUGCCAUUAUUCUCUGUCUCAUGAAACAAAGACGGCAUUUUUCAAUGGAUUUGUUUUGGAUAUAUAAUUAGUUCAUUUACUGUUUAGAAGCCUUGCCAAAAGCGUUUAGAUUCUGGUACUGCAACUGCUUUUCUCUUGCCCAGAAAUGUUGUGCCUCUUCUUUUCCUACAAGUUAAAUGUUCUAAAUAUAAGGGUGUGCGUGAGUGUGUGUGUGUGAUUCUAAUGUGAAAGGCACUAGCUGUCUAAGAGUUUCAUGUAUCAUUACUAUCACUAUAUGUAUCUUAAUGUGGUCUAUGUAGGUUUUUAUCAGAAAGUGUACCCUUCUAUGGUUUAUUAUUUUAUGUUCUGGUGCCUUUUAUCUCAGAUACAAACCAUGAACAAUAAUGAUAGUCACCGACAUAUAAAUCUUAGUAAAAAGUGUUUGAAAAUUUAAAACUCACCGUGAAAAACACAUCUUGUUAAAAUACAUUAAAACUUCUUUUUAUUGUUUAAAAAA